UACGAUCGUCCUCCUCUGAUCUCAACAAUUCAAUAUAUCGUGACUAGUUCAUCCCUCCUAAAUCUUAUCCUUGAAGCUUUUUGUCCAGCCUGCGUGUGACAUAUACUGUUAGGCAAAGUCACCUAAGUACUCAAGUAUUGUUUUCAAACAAAGCAGAAAUAGAAAGUGCAAGAAAAAAGGAAUUAAUUUUUCUUGUAUCGAAACUUUCGCUUUGACGAUUGCGUGACAAAAAUUUGUUUACCCACUGACGAAUUCAUGAGACAGAUGACACAUAUUUCCGUCAUCAAAACACGCAAGCUGAAGGCGAAUAUUCAGUGUCACUGCUUUCUUUAAGGAGACCGAAGUCGUCUCAUCUCAAAAUGUGCAGCAAAGGGUGCAAAAAAGAGUUCCACCCACGAAAUUUCAAACUGUGGCAUUGCUGUGUGGAGCAUCUAACUGAGUCCCCCUGGCUUCCCCUACCAGUGUUUGUGGGCUUCCGUGUAGUUAUUUCCAUUCUCUGUUGCGUCAUAUGGCUCUAUAAUGUCAUUUCAAAGGGAAAGUUCUUCAUCUUCUAUACCAACUGGAGUUUUACGGUUGCCACCAUCUAUUUCAUAGUGUCUUCCGUUGUGUCGAUGAUGCAGUAUCUAGCCAAGCGCAAAUACCCAGAAAAACCUGGUGCAAGCAAAGCUGUUGAUGUAGAAAUGCAGCCAGUUAACGCAAGCCCCAACCUUCCCAGGCCAGACAAUGAACACCAAGAUGCCAUCGGAGCCCACCACAUGAUCACAUGGCUACUGUACAACAUAGCUGCCAACAUGACUCUAUUCCUAACUAUUGGGUACUGGACAAUGAUAAAUGAUCCAGACAAAAAUCCUAAUACUUUUGUGGGAGUUUUUAAGCAUCUUUUUGUGGCUAUCUUUUGUGUCAUUGACACUUUUAUGAGUAGAAUCCCAGUUAGAAUUUAUCAUUUUGUGUACACGCUCAUAGCAACAGCUGUUUACCUAAUUUUUACAAUCAUUUAUUGGAGCGUUGGGGGUACAGAUCUCCAUGGAAACCCAUACAUCUAUACGGUACUUGACUACGAUUCCAUGACAACAGCAGAGGGUUUUAUAGUUGUGUUCUUCUUCUUUAUUGUCAUCCCUGUUGUACAGCUCUUUUACUUUGGGCUGGCCAAAUUUCGAGAUUGGUUGAUUGCUAAGCAUGAAGAAAAGCAAAUCACUAAAAUAUGGUCCCAGAAAGAUGAGGAGGAAUUUUAAAACGAUCAGAACCUUUGCGAUGGGUUGGGCAAAAAAAAAUGUAAAUAAUAAUUGGUGUGCCCCUUCUAUUUAAAGUGCAGGACUGAAAUCAAUGUGCUUCCUAGGCAUCCUGCUCCACAGGCAUAGUUUUUAAGCUUAGCUGCAUGAAAAUGAACUCAGAUAUUAGCAUAAAAGGGAAUUCUGAUGUAUUAGAAAAGGAAAACAAAUAGCAGAAGACAUAGGAAAAUUUAGUGUCUGUCCCUGAAGCAAAUAGUAAAUAUCUGAGGCUUGCCCCUGAAUAAAGUUUCUAGCUACGGCCUAAUUUAGAAUAAGGAGUCAUCUAUAUGAUUCAAAUGAACCCUGUAUCAAAAAGAAAUAAGCAUUUAUAAUGUAAGAAUAAAGUUUAAAGCCGCAUUGUCA
Messenger RNA from Nematostella vectensis (starlet sea anemone), 1631 nucleotides. Its product is annotated as protein rolling stone. NCBI's taxonomy places the organism in Eukaryota, Metazoa, Cnidaria, Anthozoa, Actiniaria, Edwardsiidae. The coding region runs from base 360 to 1232 and encodes 290 amino acids. Gene Ontology annotation, cellular component: membrane. The transcript has 2 exons. The record is from RefSeq and is a predicted model, not a curated record.